UUUUUUUCUGAUCAUAUAAAGUCAUGCUUUACUUUAAUAUUAAAUUCAAUUUGUAAAAUGAAAAAUACAAAGAUUUAUAAUUUGUAGGCAUAUUCAUGUAGAAGUGUUAUUUCAUUCGAUAUAGUUUAGUAAUUAAAAAAAAAAUAGGAACGGCUCAACUUGUGUACGAGUGGACUUCUUGUGUAAGACUCGGUUUAUGUACGACUGACUUUCGGCUGCAGCGUCUGCAAAUUGAACAUGGAUAACAUGGAAAAUUUUGAAUUACUUCGGCGGUCUGUCCUAGAUCGUGACAAAAGUCAGUGUCAAGUCAUUCAUGCACAACUUAUCAACGGUAUUCGAGAUAUCAUUAGAGAUUGUCCCAAAAUAGAAAUGCUUCAGAGAUUGAAAGAAGACAUGCUGGCAAAUGCACUUAUUCCUGAUGAUAAUUUGUGUUACGAAGCUAAAAAGGUUCCCGGUGACGGGAAUUGUUUGUACAACUGCGUUUCCAUCUUCAUAACAGGCGAUACGAGUCUUUCCUGGAAGAUAAGGAUUAUUGUUGCAGCCGAGUUGUUUAUACGGGCCAGUGAUUAUGCUGAUCAUCCAAUAUUUGACGAUGUUCUUGCCUGUAAAAAAAUAUUUACUGAUCACUCUGACACUCUGUUCUCGCUAAUAUUAUCUGAUGAUGGUGGUGCAAAUUUUGAUAGAACACGAAACAGGGAAGAUGCUAUUAUAUGUGAAUCGGUGAAAACUUGUGAAGAUAAUUCUUUCUGCAGCUUUUGUUACUUCAAAAUUAAAUGUCUCAUAACAUUUUGGUAACAUUUCUAGUGACUAAAAUGACGGGAAAAUAAGUAAAAAUUGGCCCUCCA
Magallana angulata is the source of this 845-nucleotide messenger RNA. RefSeq lists its product as uncharacterized. Bases 238 to 795 code for a protein of 185 amino acids. NCBI's taxonomy places the organism in Eukaryota, Metazoa, Mollusca, Bivalvia, Ostreida, Ostreidae. The record is from RefSeq and is a predicted model, not a curated record. The transcript is spliced from 2 exons.